Molecule: messenger RNA, 1418 nt
Organism: Fomitiporia mediterranea MF3/22
Lineage: Eukaryota; Fungi; Basidiomycota; Agaricomycetes; Hymenochaetales; Hymenochaetaceae
Exons: 2
Coding region: 1-1134 (377 amino acids)
Source: RefSeq, a predicted model, not a curated record
AUGCCCUUGACCGUUACAUUACCGCUUCUCUGCGCGCUAGGUGCGCGUAUUGCUUUCACGCUACUCAACCCUCCGCUUACCGCUCCCUCGUCCAACGAUGAGCUGAUUGACUCUGCUGUCCAAGGAGCCUUUCAGGGAGUUCUUCUGCAAUAUGUUGCCUCGGACCAUCCUGAUUUUGCUCCUGCACUUGCGUUCGCGUGCGCGGCACGAGCUGCCAUGGCUGCCUAUUUUUCGGACGGACCAGCAGACAUUCAAGCACUUGGAGUUGCUGGGAUCGCCGCUGUAGUAGGAUUUUCCCUGACCCAUCUGUUAUCUCAAGCUGCGGAGGAGUGGAACGGUGUAGAGCUUGAUGAAGACCUAUCAAACGAUCGGCGACACUCCCGACGUCGUGACCGAGAAUUGGCAAGGGAAGCACGGAAGGAACACAUGCGCGCUCGUCUUCGCGAAAUUAAUGCGAGAGAGCGCGAGCGUUCGCCCUCUCCUUCUGUCCGUUCUCGCUCUCUGGAACGUAUCCAACCGCGUCGGACCUUUAUUUCACGUGCGCGCUCUGUCUCACCACGUACCGAACAUACUGCUGCGAUACCUCCUACACUUAUUACCGAAACGACAUCAACAACCUGGACCAUGGAGCAGAUGGGUUAUACUGGAUUGGGCCGGCUCCUCGAUCUCGAACUUGCAAAUUUGCGCAAGAAAGCUGCAUCCGCCGAAGCAGACCGCCGGAGAUGCAAGGAAGAAAAGAAAUGGGCUAUCGCCCAGGGUGACACUUCACGAGCGAAACAACUUGCUUGGCAGGUGAAGAGAUACGCCGCAAUGGCGGAAAGCUACACUCGCGAAGCAGAUCGCAAGAUAAUUGAGGCAACACGAGUGAAUCAUCCUGGCCGGUUAUCGGCUGCAGCUGCUCCUGAGGCGUCGACUCCGACGCAAGAUAACCCUUAUACGGGCCUUGAAUUUGACUCUGUGCCACCGGCGAAUGGGCUGCAGCCGCAAAAUGGAAACGGAGAGAUCCCUUAUCCCGAUUACAUGAAUCAACUGCGGAAAGACAAGGGAAAGGCUCCCAUGCGAUCUUCAGCACCACCAAAUGCAAACGGAUUCGGUUUUGACAGCGGCUGGCAGACAAGCAAGGCAUAUGCUUGAUCUUUCACAUUCUGUACAGCAGACAACGCUCUUUCGGCGAUCUUCUAGAGAAUUUUGGACCCUUGCCCUCUCCUCCUUUUUUCCAAGUCCUCAAAUUUGUCGGAUUGCCAGCCGUAGUGAUUUCUCAUCUAUUCACCGCGGAUUUCUUUUAUUUUGUUUCCACUCACAUCCGUUCAUUUGCGACACCUGCAUUGCUACUAAUUUAUGCCCAUGCCAAUAUCUCAUAUUUUUUCUCAACUCCUGGCACUAGAGGACGGAAGAAUUCACAUGCGGAUGUAUAUACA